Alnus glutinosa is the source of this 441-nucleotide messenger RNA. RefSeq lists its product as uncharacterized. The transcript is spliced from 4 exons. Lineage: Eukaryota; Viridiplantae; Streptophyta; Magnoliopsida; Fagales; Betulaceae. The coding region runs from base 1 to 441 and encodes 146 amino acids. The record is from RefSeq and is a predicted model, not a curated record.
AUGGGUGUAAAGCUCAAGAAUUGGAGACACAGCACAAAAGUUAAUUUAGGCAUUCAACGGGGAGAUACUCCUGAGACGGUACGAGCAAGAGUAGGGGCAAGAAGACUCUCCAACUACCGCCCUGAGGACGUGGAUGCGUUGUUGAAUAAAUGGUGUGACGAAGAGUAUCAGGAGUAUGCUGACCAUAUGAAGCAAUUACGAGCAUUGCAAAAUACUCCUCAUUGCACGGGGACCAAAAGCUAUGCGAGGUUGUCACACGAAGAAACUGUCAAGGAUGGCACUCCUCCUACGCGAGCACAAGCGUACAUAAAAACUCACAAGAAGAAGGAUGGAAGCUAUCCAAAUGAUAUAGUAAAAGAGAGAUGUGAUGGCGAUGCUAAUGCCAACCGACUCUGCCGCAUCGUCAAGCGUAACACAAGGAACGGUACGUUGGAGACAUGA